Harmonia axyridis is the source of this 702-nucleotide messenger RNA. RefSeq lists its product as uncharacterized. The record is from RefSeq and is a predicted model, not a curated record. The coding region runs from base 67 to 531 and encodes 154 amino acids. Lineage: Eukaryota; Metazoa; Arthropoda; Insecta; Coleoptera; Coccinellidae. The transcript is spliced from 2 exons.
GUUUUUGGUUAAUUAAUUGAAUUAAUUCUAUGAUUUCUCAAGCCUCUAUUCUACAAAUCUAAGUAAAUGAAUUAUCUAGCGAAACUUUUAAAGGACCCUAUGACACGAAAUGUUUUAAGAUACUUUCCUGUUUUAAGGAAACAUAGGGUGCUAUCGUUGGAACGUUCAGUAUGUAGAAAUUUUUCACAGAAGACUGUGGAAACAAAUGAGGCAGAAGAUCGUCCUGUAAAGUAUUCAGCAAGCCCAGCUGCAAAAUUCAAGGCUAGGUCAUCUUUAAAACACGAAAAUGACAGAUUAUGGUAUGAACCCGGAGUCAUUAUUGCCAGCUUGAGUAUCUUUCUUAUAUACUUCCUAGUUUUAAGAGAAGAAAACGAUCUAGAUGAGGAAAUUUACAUGCCUUUCGAUCAGAGAAUUGCUCAUAUAGAGGAGGAUCAAUUAAGGUCGGUUGUUGAACAUAGCACAAAUAGUGAAGAAAUGGUUUCUGCUCUGAGAAGACUUGAGGAAAUAAAUAGCAAAGAUUUGAAAGAAUGAUUGUUGAAAUAAUCACUAAUUAAUUUUAUCCUAUGCAUGCCAGCCAACAUUUUCGAGUGAAAACUGCAUUAUUUUAGAACAAAGGUUGUAUGGGAUAUAGAGAUGAUGAUAUUGUUCAGCGAGAGAAAUGUGGUUGUUUGAUGAAAAUAAAUAUAAUUAUAAGAGAGAAAA